AUGAGACAAUAUAAGACCAUCCGAGCGUCUUAUGAAGCGUACAAUAUUCCAAUAGUCCCUAAAGAAUAUUGUAUAGUGUUCGAUGCUAUACCAUCUGGUUUAAAAUGUCUGUUUAAAGGAUAUGUGUAUAAUGAGAAUACUUGCCUUGAAUCGAAAGCCCUUCCGAUAGUUCAUCGUGUUAAGUACAUUGGUCUUCCAGAAGAUCACAGAUUCCCUGUGGGAAAGUUCCCCGGAGUCCUGUGUCUGCUUGGGGAUCAAGUCAUAACAGAUAAACAGGUUGGGCUUCAGAGAAUCUGGCACUGUAUUAAAGAAGACAUUUUGCAACAAGACUUUUUAAAGAUAUGUGGUCCAGGUGAGAGAGCCCUGCAGAGACGACUAGCGUGUAGUACAGCCUGAGGAAACCAUCACACUUUUCCCGGCUAUGGCUCAGGCUUCUGUCUGCUCAAUGACCUGGCUGUGGCUGCCAAACACCUGAUUGCUGAGAUGCUGAAUAAUAGAGAAUGUUUAUCUGCCUCUUUCCACUAGGGUGACAGCACAGCAUUGAUUUUUAAGGAGCAGCCAGAUGUUUUCACCUUCUCAUUGCAUUGUGGGAAAAACUUUCCAUUGGAAAAGCAGCAGAGUGACCUGGAUAUCAAUGUGCAAGUUGGGAUCGAAGACAAAGAGUAUCUUUCCAAAGUACAGGAACACCUCCCUUGGUUACUGGACAUGUUUCAUCCAGCUGGAGUGGCUCCACACUGGGAGAAUGAACUUGGAAGACUUGGCCUCACAGAUGAAGGGCUUUACCAGAGGGAUCUUUAUGUACUUCAGACAGUCAUUAAACAGGGCAUUCCUGUAGCCACAGUUAUCGGUGGAGGCUAUUCCAGGAAUAUUGAUCGCUUGGCACGGAGGCAUUCAAUAAUUCACAGGGCCGCAACCAAGGUUUGGAGAGAAGAUGGAUUUUAACCCCAUGAUGGAAAUGUACAGAAAAAAGGUGAAGAUCUCAGAGCGCUGAGGGAUUGUUUAUUAACUUACUGCAAAUACAAUAAUUGUUCCAAGGCAGUAGAUUUUUUGAAUAAAAUUUUAUAUUAAAACAAGCUUUUUUAUAAAUUUAAAUUUGAUAUGAUCAACCCCAGGUUUUACAGACGAGGCUUAAAGCUAGACAUGUUUGAGCUUUUUUACUGAAAAUAACUUAAAAUACGCCAGUGGCGCACUGAUUUGUCUCAUACCAAGCCCUUAAGGUGACAUUGGGGUAAUGUUAAAGAGAAUGUUAAAGUUUAGUUUCACGUGCUCACGCGAUAGUUUCACGUGCGCACGCGAAACUAAACUUUAUUUAAUUUUUGCUCUGUGUCCCCUUAGGGGCUCCGUAGUCUCAAGAUACACACCAGUAAAAACUUUUCCUAAAGCAUGUUUAAAAAAGAUGCUUAAACAUCUUAGGGGUGGUUUCCCGGACUGGGAUUAGCUUAAACCAGGACUAGGCCAUAGUUUAAAGGG
Messenger RNA from Paramisgurnus dabryanus, 1470 nucleotides. The record is from RefSeq and is a predicted model, not a curated record. NCBI's taxonomy places the organism in Eukaryota, Metazoa, Chordata, Actinopteri, Cypriniformes, Cobitidae.